AUGGCUAUUAUAGCACAUCUAAAUCGUGUUUGUGAUGUAUGUGCUUGUUAUGAUCGACAAUAUUUAUUUACAAGUAGUACAAUUGAUAAUAUCGCACAUAUGUCACGGGUUAAUCCACCAGUAUUGCAUGCUCAAGCACAAUUGAGUGAAAAAGAUUUAUUACCAUUUUAUAAAUUAUUAGGAUGGAUGUGGAUUGAAGCUGAUAAAACAACUUUGUCGAUUGCUUAUCAACGAAAUGGAUUACCAGAAUGUGUACCAUGUGUGGCAGAGGAUCAAGACAUAUGGUUUACUUAUAGCAAUACACAAAUUCAUCUACGAGUUAUCGAUACGGCUGGAGAGGAAGAUUUUCAUAAUCUACGACCACUUACUUAUCCGAGGACAGAUGUCUUUAUACUUUGUUUUUCACUGGUGCAUCCACUAACUUUUGAAAAUAUUGAAGAAAAAUGGUAUCCUGAAAUUAAACAUUAUUGUCCAAAUGCUGUUACUGUAUUGGUAGGAACAAACUUGGAAUUACGUGACGAUACUGGAAAAGUCUCGAAUUUGGAAAAAUUACAAAGAAAACCAAUUAGUUUUCAACAAGGUUGUUCGAUGCAAAAACGAAUUCAAGCGCAAUCAUAUAUCGAAUGUUCGGCUGCAACUAUGAAAAAUGUCAAAAUAUUAUUCGAAGAAAUUGUACCGGCCGCAAUAAUGAAGUCACAAGAGAAUUUUAGUUCAAUAUGGCCAAAAGGAUUUUUCAAGGAUGCUGAUAAAUUUGUUUCAUAUGGUAUUAAUGGACAAAUGCUUUUAUCUGCUAUUGAUGAUGAAAGUUUACAAGAUGAUUUAAAUCAGUUUCUUCCCCUAGCAUCAAAAGCAGUUUUCUAUCAGCAAUUUAGGGGUGAUUUUAAUUCACCAUUUCCUAAUGAUCAAUUCAUAGAAGGUGAAUAUAAAAAUCUAUCAUCUUGUGCGUUGUUAGCUGAUAAUUCACAACAUGUCAAUCUAUAUUCGCGUAUUCAACAAUGGAUUGAUGAUUUGCCAAACGCAAAUGAAUUAUCUGAUAAUGAUUUAUCUACACAAUCAAAAAAUUUAAAAUCCGAUGAAAUAAAUUUAUCUAUGAUAGAAAAUAAUGAUGAAGAUAUUCUUGCAAAACAACAAAGAUUAAAAGAAGAAGCUAAAGUUGCUCUUGUACUUGGCGCAAAAAUGGCACGAAUGCAAGUACAAAUUGAACGACGAGCUUUAAAAAAGAAAAAAUCACCACUUUAUGAUAUUAUUGGUAUUAAUACGAAUGAUGAUAAACCAUUAACUCUUCGAAUGCUUGAAGAUAUGAAUAUUUGUCAAUUACAAGUUAUUGUUAAUGAUUUACAUUGUCAGAUUGAAGAUUCAAUUCUUGUUGAUAUUGAAGAUUUAACAAAACGUUUACAAGAACGUGCUGCUAGUUUAUCACCAGAAUCAAAACGAACAUCAACAAAUGGUGCAGCACAACGUAUUUAUAUUGUAAAAUCAUCAACAACACAACAACAAGAUGUACAGAAAAAAUCUAUUCUUCAUAAUCUUUUACGUAAAGCUACUUUUACUUAA
Messenger RNA from Rotaria sordida, 1554 nucleotides. NCBI's taxonomy places the organism in Eukaryota, Metazoa, Rotifera, Eurotatoria, Philodinida, Philodinidae. The record is from the annotation of a GenBank genome assembly.